Molecule: messenger RNA, 795 nt
Organism: Coffea eugenioides
Lineage: Eukaryota; Viridiplantae; Streptophyta; Magnoliopsida; Gentianales; Rubiaceae
Exons: 1
Coding region: 1-795 (264 amino acids)
Source: RefSeq, a predicted model, not a curated record
AUGAAGUAUCAUGAGAAGCCGCAGGAUAGGCCUGAUCUUUUAGCUAGAGUUUUUAGAGCUAAGUUUGAAAUGCUUAAACACGAACUCUUGAAUAGGCAGAUUUUUGGUGAGGUGGCAGCAUGCGCCUAUGUUAUUGAGUUUCAAAAACGGGGAUUUCCACAUGCUCAUUUGUUACCCAUUUUGAAGCCUCAAUUUAAGCUGCUCAAUCCAGAUUCAUACGACAAGGUAGUCUGCGCUGAAUUACCUGAUUGCCUUCAGUAUCCUCACCUCUACUCUCUUGUUGUAAAGCAUAUGAUCCAUGGUCCUUGUGGAGACAUGGAUAAAAGUUGCCCCUGUAUGAAAGAUGGUUCCUGCAAGAAUCACUAUCCAAAAAUUUUUUGCCCUCAUACAACCCAUGGUGAAGAUAGUUACCCAUAUUAUAGAAGAAAGGAUGAUGGCAAGAAAGCGAAAGUUCGCAGAUUCACCCUUGACAAUAGGUGGGUUGUGCCUUACAACCCUUAUCUUCUUGCUUUGUUCGAUUGCCACAUGAAUGUGGAGAUUUGUUCUACCAUUAAACUGGUCAAGUACCUGUAUAAGUAUGUGUUCAAGGGACAUGAUCUGGUCUCUUUUAGGAUUAUGACGGAUGAUAGUGCUACUGAUACUGACGAGAUUAAAGAGUUCCAAAAAGGUAGAUACAUUUCACCUCAGGAAGCGUUUUGGCGCAUCUAUGAGUUCCGUUUAUACUCUCCAAGUUCACCUUCCAAAUCAGCAGCUUGUUUCUUUUCCGAAAAAACUCAGAUUUGCUGCUGUUGUUAG